Messenger RNA from Aspergillus pseudonomiae, 432 nucleotides. RefSeq lists its product as uncharacterized. The record is from RefSeq and is a predicted model, not a curated record. The transcript has 3 exons. The coding region runs from base 1 to 432 and encodes 143 amino acids. Lineage: Eukaryota; Fungi; Ascomycota; Eurotiomycetes; Eurotiales; Aspergillaceae.
AUGUCUCUCUUUAUUUCUAUCCACUGUACCUUCGAACUGCACCUGGCAACUCCCAAUAGUCCUGCUGCUCUCGUCCACACGGAUUCCAAGACUUCUCCCAGUGUCCAGAAUGCCAUGGAUAUAGGAGGGCUGCCGACACUACCGUGUACACUUCCAGGGACAAGCUACGGUGAGCCCUAUGUUUGGAUUCUUCAGCAAUCUACUUACGAGGUUGCAGAGAACCCCAUUCAAAUCGAUACGUUCGGUGACGAAGAGUGUGACUCCAGCCUCUGCCCAGAGAGUCCGCAGCAACCAGGCGAUAGUAUCGACAACGCAAUUGAUCUCGAUGCCGCAACAUCGGCAGCAAGUAAUAAAAAUGCCAUUGACAACCUACCAGACAGAUACCGUCAGACGGAGUGCGCCAUCGAUGGCCGCUCUUUAGAGGAAUACUAA